AUGAUAAAACAGAAAGAGCUUAUUACUACAUCCUCAACCUCCUUCACUUCCACAUGUUUAGAUGUUGAUGAGAACUCAUUAAUUGAUGAAGAAGGUGAUCUAUACGGACUCAAAUUCGAUAGAGUCAUCGGUGAAGGAGCCUGGGGAACUGUCUGGCAUGCAACCAAUCCAUCGGGGGAUGAGAGCUAUGCAGUGAAAGUCAUGUCUAAGCAUUCAUUGUUGAAAGAGAGACAACAAGAUCAUGCUCAUAGGGAGAGGAAGAUCUUACCUAAGUUGGACCAUCCUUUCAUUGUGAGUUUCACAAAGUUCUAUCAAGAUACUAGAUGAUUAUAUUUUGUGCAAGAGUUUAUUAAUGGAGGUGAAUUCCAUUUGCUCUUGACCCAGAAUCGUUUCCUUGAAGCUCCAGCAGGGCAAUUCUAUGCAGCUCAAAUUGCUACGACUCUUAGUUACAUUCAUUCCCAAGGUAUAGUCUACAGAGACCUGAAGCCUGAGAAUAUGAUGAUUGGAAAAGACGGAUACCUGAAGAUUAUUGACUUUGGGCUUAGUAAGAGGAUUGAGAAGGAAAAGUACUCCACUGGAAAAACAUUAACUAUGUGUGGAACUCCUAAUUACAUUGCACCAGAAAUCCUUCAGAGUAAGCCUUAUGGCUAUGAAGCAGACUGGUGGUCAUACGGAGUUGUCCUCUACGAGAUCUUCUAUGGUCAAAUGCCUUUCCAAGGAAAUAAUCCUUCAGAGCUUUUUAAGAAUAUACUGAAUGGCAAACCCAGAUUAUCUCCCAGAAUCGACAAUAGAAUCAAUAAACUAAUUAAAGGACUACUCCGGAAGGAUCCAAAGAAGAGAUAUGGUGCUAAGAAGGUCUUAGAGCACGAAUUCUUCAAGAGUAUGGAUUUUGAAAAGCUACAGAAGAAGAAACUAGAAGUUCCUUUCUUCCCUUCAGUCAAAUCAGAAAGCGACACUAAAAACUUUGCUAAGAUCAAGGUUCCACGAUUUAAUAUGGACAACUGUCCAGAACUAAGCCCUGAGGAAGACAUUUUCCAGAACUGGUAG
Moneuplotes crassus is the source of this 1047-nucleotide messenger RNA. The record is from the annotation of a GenBank genome assembly. Lineage: Eukaryota; Ciliophora; Spirotrichea; Euplotida; Euplotidae.